AUGGCCAAGCCUAUUUUUCUGGUUUAGUGUUUUUUUUCGAUUAAUAUUUUAUAUUUUAGCAAUUUCAUCAAACAGACAAACAUGGUUGUCAAAGUAUAUAUUAGUGGUAUUUCUGGAAACAAAGAGGUGAAAAAACGACAACAACGUGUACUGAUGAUACUCGAUUCAAAACACGUAAAAUAUGAUGUCAUUGACAUAACGGAGCCUGGACGAGAGGCAGAUAAAGAUUUUAUGCAAAACAAUGCCAAGUCGAACGGAGCCACCGUGAGCGACCCUAAUCCGCGCUCGCCACUGCCCCCGCAGGUGUUCAACGACGAUGAGUACUGUGGGGAUUAUGAUCAGUUUGAUCUUGCCAAUGAAGUAGACACCCUUGAACAGUUCUUAAAAAUAGAAGUACCUCCAGAAGAAACUCCACAAGAGCAAAAUAAGGAAACUACAUUUAAUGGUGAUGUUGAUGCAAAAGGAAAUGAAAGCAAUUCCAAGGAAGCAUCAGCAGAAAGGGUACCUACAUCAAAGGAGACCACUCCAGCUAAAGAGAGCACACCGCAGAGAGAAGCCACACCAGCACAUGAAAAUGAGGCUCCAAAGGAGUCCUCACAAGGUGAGGAUGGUAGUGUGGAGCCUUCUGACAAAGAAGGUUCUACUGGGAAGGAAGUAUCACCAGAAAGGCAGAAAUCAGUUGAAAAAGAAGAUACACAAGCUCUUAAUGCAGCUUCUAUUGAAAAAGAGUCUGAUGUAGGAUCAGAAAAGACAUCAAAGGAAAAUAGCCCUGAAAAAGAAGAGUCUGUCAAUGAAAAUGGAACAGCAAGCUCUCGGGAGCAGUCUACAGAGAAAGAAGCAGCUGGUGACUCUGAGGCAGCAGAGAGGAAAAAGGAUAAUCCCUCAGAAGCUCUAAUUAAAAAUGAGCAAGCGGCCGCUGAAGAUUAAGGACUGGACACUAUGUUAAUCGCUUUUCAGCUCAAAGCAAGCCCUCUUAGCACUAAGCAAGCAUUAUAAAGUCUGUUCUGUUAAUGGUGAUGCAUUGUCUCACUUCUUUGGCACGAUUUAGUCAUUGUAUAUACUACAAAGAAGUAUUUGUUGAGAACUGAUGUUUGUGGCAAUGUAUAGUUACAUGUUUCCAUGAGGUGGUCUAAUAUAAAUUCAUUAGAUUUUAUUAAUCAAUUCUUUAUAAAGUUCCAUGUAAGAUUUUUAUUUAACAAUUUUAUUCUCCGUUAAGGCUUCUAUUAUUAAAGCAUCGUCUUUUAUUUUUAUUUUACAAUUUUAUUAAUUUGGCUUAUAAUCGUAAUUAAAUUUUAUAUUUAAGAUGAAAUAUUAUUUAUCAUGAGUAUAUUACUCAUAAAGAGUGCUCUUUUUUGUAAUUUUUAUUUAAGAGAUCAUUACAUGCCGCUUUAAAUGUUAAUGAAUUGAAUUAGUCGG
Messenger RNA from Hyposmocoma kahamanoa, 1416 nucleotides. RefSeq names its product SH3 domain-binding glutamic acid-rich protein-like (gene Sh3beta). The record is from RefSeq and is a predicted model, not a curated record. Bases 82 to 927 code for a protein of 281 amino acids. Gene Ontology annotation, cellular component: cytoplasm. NCBI's taxonomy places the organism in Eukaryota, Metazoa, Arthropoda, Insecta, Lepidoptera, Cosmopterigidae. The transcript has 4 exons.